UGAUUCCGACUUUGACGUCUAUUCAAACUGGCGUUUUGAAGGAAAAAUUUCAAAAUAUUUAGAAUUUUAAAGGUUUUUACUAGUAAAAAAGGGUUUAACACUGUAAAUGUCCUAAAUAAACUGUCAAUUAACCGAUAUGUAGGUAUUUUCAGACAGAAUUUCAUAAAGAAGUUAGUACACUGCAGUACACCUGAAAAAUUACAUUUUUAACUAUAUAUCACAAAGGUUUAAAAAAUGGUGAGGGUCAUAUCAGUUCACCAUUUUGCUGGACAAAACAUUCAAACCGUUGAACAGCCUACAGCUUGCACUGUAGCACCUCCAAAUAGAUUAUUACUAGCCUUAACAAGUAACUGCAUCGAAGUAAGAGACCUACUGAAAGAUUCUGAAGUCCAGUUCAGUUUCCCGACAGUUGAUGAGGCCAUACAACUAAUACAUUGUCUAAAUGGGGACUAUGUGGCAUCUUUGGAAACGAAAUUCAAUCGCCAAAAUCGCGAGACUAAUUUUGUAAGGGUGUAUAUCAAUUGGGACAGUGUAGCUACCUUGCAGCAAUCGAAAAUGAACUCUAACAAUGUUAGUUUGGGUUCUUCAGAGUGUGGAAUGGUACAGCCAAUGAGGGCUAGGAUUGCAGGUAGGGUAACCCCUACUACAAAUCAGUCUGAAGUGGGUAGCCUGGAAAUGAUAGAAAUACCAGUAAAGCGCAAUCCCAAUUGUAUUGCAUGUUGUCAGGUAUCAGGAAACUUAGCAAUUCUCUCGAAUCGUAUGAUAAACAUAUACAAAUUCCAAGUAAAAACUCACGAUAUUUCCAAAAUGAAAUUUGUCGAUUUUGAAGAAAUGUCUGUGAUGAUAGAAUUAAGUUUUUCUCCCUUUGAUAUACAAAUUUGUGAAAACUAUAUUGCGGCAGUAGGCCAUGACACCCUACACGUAUUCAGGAUUUUAAAUUCUGACAAUAGCACUGAAAACAGCGCUGUAUUGAAUAGGCGAAACACCGAAAAUGAUUUUACAUUUUUAUACUCUAAGGAAGAAGUUAUCGAUUUUAAGCAGUUAAAAUCAGAGGAAAAGAAUAAGAAACACAAAAUUACUGUUAAUCUUCCUAGCAUUCUUAAAGAAAACAGUCUGGUACAUAAACAUAGUCCUUUUACCUUUACUGAUAAAGAUUUAAAUGCCAUUCUAAGACCCAGUUCGUUAUUGGAGAAUAAAAUUAAUCAAAACUACGAACUACAGGAUCUGAUUCAGCUGAAAUUAGUACCGAUUUUAAUAGAAAACAACCAAAGACAAGUAACCGAGGAGUUUAAAAGUAUGGUUUUAAAACCGCUGUACAUUGACCAACAAUUAAACAACAAUAAUCCGGAGAAUAAUAAUAUAAACACAGAAUUACAAAGCUCUUAUAAAAAAUGUUUUAAUGGCAUUUCUUUUAUGAUAGCUACGCAGCAAGAAGGAUAUUUGUAUUUCUUUGGAGACUCAGAUAAUUCCCUCGACAAAGACUACUGUAUUGCAGUGUACCCAUUCACUGCACCAGUGUUUAAAAUCAUCAUGGAAGACUAUUUUCUACACGCCUUAACCGAAACGGGCCUCGAAUCAUAUACGCUUAGAAUAGGUCAUCAGCUUUGUAGAAAUUUCGAUAAUAUUGACAGUAAGCAAAUGGCUUUUCCAUCAAUUGAUGAUUCUAUUUGUUUAGUAGGCCUAAGACCGUUUUUAGGUGUAGAAAAAUUAUUGCUGGCCGAAAACUACUUGAUAUUGCUGGCCAAUGCUGAUAAUUCGCCAGCACAUUCUGUCAGCUCCAGUGGCAGCUCUACAGCUUCGUUUCUAACGCUCUACAGUCUCGAAUUGCCCUGUCCCAAAGUUAUUUUUAACGACAUAUCCAUCGUGGCUAACGUACAUCGAUUUACCUCUGCACAAACGUACUGUCAUCUAGUAAGCGAGGCACACAUGAUCCUAAGAAUGGCCCUGAUGCUGAAAAAAUGGUCGAUCACAGACGAUUCAACUGUAAAAUUAAUUUUCGAGAAAAGAAAUAUAACUGAGGAUGUAGUAGAAACGUACAAGGUGUCAUGCGCCUUAUUGGGCGAUCAUUAUAUCAUGUGUCCAAACGAGGACAACUACAUUUUGGCGGUACCUUACUAUAAAAUGGCCGGCUUGAAUCCUUUAAACGUCUUGAAAAGAGUGAAAACCCUUCAGGAACAGUGUAGCAAACAGACAACCAAAGGCUUGAUGUACUACCUGAAAUACACUUUAUUGGAAAUAAAAACCAUCUACGAUGCGGAUAGAUAUUUCGGUACAAAUUCUAGAAAUAGUUUUUCGGAAGCCAUGUUGGAUCUUCUAGAAAGUCAAGGAUAUAGUGAUUUGCCUAAUUUGAUCCUUAAAAGUAGAGUUUUGAGAGAGUACUCCACCGAUAAACUUAUAACGAUAUUAACUGAACGAUGUUUAGAGCCUACAAGUUUGUCAGAAAAAUAUCUGGCCUUGUGUAUCCUGUACAUACAGAAAUGCAAUAGUCAAAAAGCGGAAGAUAAUGUUCAGAAAAUAACCAAAGAAAAUUUGAGUAAUUUGUUAAUGGAUAAUUGGGAACUGUUAUUCGAGACAACGUACGUGGCCCAGAAUAACAGUAAUAACAGGGUUCAGAAGGGUGCGAUUAGUUUUUCUGAGUUGGCUGUACUAUUGAUCACGGUUUGUCCCGAAAUUCUGUCGGAUUUAUUCGUUACUCUGAUUAUGGAUAAGAAAGUUAUCAAUUUGAGCAAGACGAUUAAGGUGUUUCUCGAGUACUUACCUUCGAGUAUCGGUAACGAUAGUACUUUUGCCAGUACGGUACUACAGAAAACUUUGGAGUCGUUUUUUAUUCGAUAUUUUUCAAAGCCGGAAAACCUGGAUGUGUCUAAAAUUAUGUACGAAAAAGGGGCCACAGAUGCCAUGAAACUACUAGUCAGAUCGUAUUUAUCCCAGCUACAGAUACUACAGUUGAAGAUGGAGCACGAAAAAAUAUGCGAAACCGUGCAAAACGAAUCGAAAGAUAUCGAGUCAAACUAUGAUACUACUUCAAAUUUGGACGAGAUUGAAAAGGAUAAAGAUCAGGAAAAAUUGCAGUACAAUCGAAUUUAUAAAACGUACUUUAACGAAAAAUCUAGUAGGCCCAAAGGAGAUUAUCUAUUCUCCGAAUUGCGAUACGAAUAUUUAGAAAAAAUGCCUCCGUUUCAGAUCGAUAUAACAACAAAACUUUACGAAGUUUGCGUGGAUGGGUUUCAACCUAGAACGACAUCUAGCGGAAGCGCCGAAGCCGACAUAAUUUUGAAGAAAAUUCAGGCCUUGUUAUGCAGCAAAAUUGUACCAAAACAAGUGAUUAUCGAGGUAAAUGGUUUUUUGGCUUUGAACGAAAACCUGAGAGGGAGUGACAGUUUGAAGUCGAUAACUAUGGGAAUUAAUGAUGCGGUUUUACUAUUAAUCGACGUAUGUCCUCAGUGUUUACUACAAUUUGCUAAGGACAGAUUUACGCGCGGUGAAGAAUGGAAAUUCUUGAUCGCAACCCUGCAAUGGAAAAUUCUGAAAUUAUCCCAGAAAGAAGACUUGAAAAGGAUCUGCUUCUUUCACAGAAAAGUUUUACGAGAUAUUCUGACACACGCCGCAUCAUCGUUUACACUAGAUCAGCUUCAGUUGAUGUUUCCUCAGAGGUUCAGCAAAUCGCAGUCCACUGAGUUUGACAGUUAUUACUGUCAAAAAACGACCACCAAAGACAUUAUAUACGAGUGCGGCAAAAAGUGCGAGAUUGAUGGCGUUUUAAUACAGGAAGACGUCGAAGUAACCAACGAAGAUUGCGCGAUUUUGAACGAGAUACAGAACUACGACCCGUACAUAAGUAUGUGCAAAAAUAAUCAAAAAGCUAACGAAGUGAAUAAGAUGUUGACCAGUAAGGCGCAGCAACUGUUGAAUACGUUAAAUUUGUAAGUUUUAAUGUAAAAGAAUUUAAUUACAUUAAAGUAAAAAAUCAUAUGUACAA
Messenger RNA from Sitophilus oryzae (rice weevil), 3979 nucleotides. RefSeq lists its product as uncharacterized. The transcript has 19 exons. Gene Ontology annotation, biological process: organelle organization. Lineage: Eukaryota; Metazoa; Arthropoda; Insecta; Coleoptera; Curculionidae. The record is from RefSeq and is a predicted model, not a curated record. Gene Ontology annotation, cellular component: cytoplasm. Bases 235 to 3927 code for a protein of 1230 amino acids.